Messenger RNA from Gigantopelta aegis, 1277 nucleotides. RefSeq lists its product as uncharacterized. Lineage: Eukaryota; Metazoa; Mollusca; Gastropoda; Neomphalida; Peltospiridae. The transcript is spliced from 4 exons. The record is from RefSeq and is a predicted model, not a curated record. The coding region runs from base 521 to 1033 and encodes 170 amino acids.
GCGAAGUGCUGUCCACCCGCCUCGUUCCGCAAACUCUGGCUGAGGAUCGAUAGGGUUAUGAUGGCCACGGCAUGUGACAUCGGUUCUUCGCUUAAUUAUGUGUGGGAUUGAAGGCGGGGUAUUACUCUACCAUUCCGGAUAUCACGGCUUUAAUAAGCAGUUAUUGCAAGGUGAAAAAUCUUGUCAGGUGUUACUUUUUUUUCUGCAGUGAACAAUCGAGAAAAAAGGAUACUGUGAUUGAAUUUCGCAGAACGAAAAGUUUUUGACGGCGAUUUGAAAGCAUUAGAAUCAACAAGGGGGAAAAAGAGUUUAAAAACAAAAAAUUAAAAACAAAGAAAGAAAGUUUUGGAACACUUGGCUACGUCAUAUAUGAUGACUAUGCGAAGAGGCGCCAAGGCAAAAUGACUGAUGUUGUUCCCGUGUCUUCUUUGAUAAGCAGAUAUUUGCACAAUACUGAAAAAGUGAAAGAGGUUAAAACUGCGCACAAGUGAACACAGCGUGCGCCGAUGACGAGGGAGCUAUGCACAUGUUGACGUUUGUAUGGAUACUGCUAGCCAUGUUAUCACUCAUCACAAAUGGACGUUAUGACAGCCGUUCCGGAAGGUCAAGGAUUGACCUACUCAAGGCCAUUCUUCUAGAACAAAGGAAAUAUGACAGAAUGUCAAAACGAGGCCGCUUCUAUCCCAGGGCAACGUUCCGAUACAAGUCACCGUGGAAAUCCACCCUGGAAUGCUGUCCAUCCGUGAAGGAGAACAUCCAACCGCUCGGAGGUUUAUCACGUAACGGGACUCUUCUCGAACUGUACCGCGACCCGGGAACAGUCCAGAGAUUCUUUCAAACAAAAUGUCUGCCAGGCGUCGCUAGGCAACCGUGCAACUUCAUUGCUCCAGAAUACAAUGUGCUUUCCAGGUGUACGCAAAAGUACACGUAUACGUACGCCAUUGUGAAGGAUUAUAAUGUCAGUCAACCCUAUCGGAUGGACUACAUAAGGCUCAAAACUGGGUGUACCUGUGAACUAUAUUUUAGGGGCUAGUCGGGGGCGUGGGCUUGGGUUUUGUUUUGUGGGUUUUUUGUGUUCUUUUGCAGUUUAAGUAUGGCGUGCUUGCGGAGAUCCAAAAUAAAUAUAUAAUAUAUUGUGGAUGUAUAAUAUUUAUGAAAUUACCAUAUCAGGUCAAGAAACCAUAUUUGGCUGUUGAGUCAGGCUAUGCCAUCAUCUGUCGAUACUAAUGUUUAAAUAAAAGGAAGAGAGAUAUUUAAUAAAAGUAUUCUUGAAUGUU